This is a messenger RNA of Microsporum canis CBS 113480, 1941 nucleotides long. RefSeq lists its product as hypothetical. Lineage: Eukaryota; Fungi; Ascomycota; Eurotiomycetes; Onygenales; Arthrodermataceae. Bases 1 to 1941 code for a protein of 646 amino acids. The record is from RefSeq and is a predicted model, not a curated record. The transcript is spliced from 2 exons.
AUGGCGACUGUCGGGCCCCUAUCACGACCAAAGACCUUGGUCCUAUGCUUCGAUGGCACCGGAAACAAAUUUUCUGGGACAGAGGCGGACUCUAAUGUCCUCAAAAUCUUUCGAAUGCUGGAUAGUAGCCAAGGGGAUCAGUUCCACUACUACCAGCCAGGGAUAGGCACCUAUGUAUCCUCUGCAACUUUCUCUGACACUGGGUUUUACUCUAGGGUAAAGUCUGCCAUGCUCAAGGCAAAGGAUUCGGCCGUUGGUUCCUCAUUUGCGGACCAUGUGAUAGCCGGUUAUCGCUUUCUGAUGCGCUACUAUGCACCGGGGGAUAACAUUUAUUUCUUCGGAUUCAGUAGAGGCGCAUACAUUGCACGGUUUCUCGCAGAGAUGAUUGACUAUGUUGGCCUCCUGGCAACCGGAAAUGAGGAGCUGGUGCGCUUUGCCUGGAAAAAUUAUGCGAAAUGGCAGCAGAGGGAUGGCCGUGGUGAUGAAUACCACGGUGAGAAGCUGAAGAUGUAUAAUUAUAUGAAGGCGUUUCGUGAAACUUUCAGCCGACCUGUAAACCCUAUACGGUUUAUUGGCAUCUUCGACACUGUCAACAGCGUUCCGAGAUUUGAGUCGGCCUGGAUGCAGAGGAGCAAGUUCCCAUACACAGCAAAGACUUCGGCCAGGGUCAUUAGGCAUGCCGUCGGUAUCGACGAGAGACGAGCGAAAUUUCGACAAGACUUGAUUUCGCAGAUGAGGAGCUAUCAAUCAAAGCACGAUCAUCACCAUAUCCAUCAUCUAACCCACCAUGGCUCCAAGUCGAGCUUCAGUAAGUGGAUCUUCCGCAAGCUGAUUCCGGGCAAACGUAAGGAUAAUGUCCCCAAUGUUGUUAUCAAUAGCCCUGAAGGGGACGAGAAGAAGGCCAACGGCACCGAAAAUAACGGAGUGACAAGUGGAAAUACCAAUAGCAAGGACUCCGAUAAAACCCCCAGAGGACAGGUUGGCGGGAGAUAUAGGCCGUCUCCCUCUGCUAAUUUUAGUGGAAUGCCUAGCCUAUCCGUUCCAGGAAACUCGCAGGCCAACGAUAAUAUCUCUAUCGUGGAGAGUUGCCACUCCAAAGUAUCAAUGCCGGUGCCUGGCCUUGAAGAUGGCGACGAGACACAGGAUAUCCAGGAGGUCUGGUUCCCCGGUGGACAUGCAGAUAUUGGUGGAGGGUGGGAUCUUGUCGACGGCGAGCUCUGGCAGCUCAGUCAUGCACCACUGGUUUGGAUGGUCCACGAGGCACAGGAAGCAGGCCUGCAGUUCAGUCCUCGCGCGCUGAAACAGUUCGAGUGCGAUGAGUCGUACUCCGGUGACGUUACUCCAGUGCAACGCUCAUCCUUCCAGUUUGAUGAGAACCAGGAUCUCCAGCGGAAAUGUGUUCUAGAGGCAGGGUUGCUUGAGAAAGAAUUGGAUGUCGAAGAGAUUCGAAAUUCCAAUAGGAAAGUGACCGCAUCCGAAUCCUUCCAUGCUGCUCUUCACCUUUCCAGUACCCAGGGCCAGAUACACGACUGCCUGUCGUAUAACAUGGGAGUUCCCAGGCUCUCAGUAACACUUUGGUCGCUGAUGGAGUACCUCCCGUUCAGGCGUAUGGACCUCCAAUCCGACGGCUCCUGGAAACCGAUACGCUGGCCGCUACCCCGAGGUGAGGUCCGUGAUAUUCCUGAUGAUGCCCAGAUACAUGUGAGUGCCAUACGUCGACUCCAAGCCAGGGACGACUACAGACCUGGUAACUUGAUUUUGGGCGGUGGUGGCCGCGGAGUCAAACGGUUGCCCAAGGACCAUCACACUGGAGACUGGGAUGUGUAUAAACAUGAAGGCUGCCCGAUCAGGGAGACUUAUAUCCGUCGUAGAGUGCCUAAAGGAGAUAAAUCAGAACAAACUAGAAAGAAAUGUCAAGGCAAGAAGGGACAUAAACACUAG